CGAUAUUUGGUUUUAUCGAUCGCCUGCGGCCUCUCUUGCACUUGUCGAGAUGCGUUUGAGCUGCCGUUGCUGCGAGGCGGCUAAAGCUGCAUCGGAGGCUGGUCGCCCGAAAGCAUCGACUUCAAGACAUCCGGACGCAUUGCCGGCGCCUGAGCUCAAGGCAGCGUUAGACACACUGACGUCUUUUCUUCAAGGCCAUACUGCUAAAUACCAAGCCCAAGGCUGGCGUGCAAGCGCCGCUCAUCUCCACGACAAGCCCGCAAAGCAUCUCAGACAGCCUUAUAGGCAUCGCUAUCUUGACUUUGCGCCUCUCGUAAAGCGAAUCCAAGGAGAGAGUGCUCAGACGAGGCAAAACCGCUAUGCGACUCGGGGCGAUGUGCCGCGAGCAAGGACCCUUGCUACUCAUGCCGCCACUCGCACUGUCGACCUCCCUGUGGCUUCGCUAAGCUGGCAGGCUCACUACCCGACCUCUACCUAUCGCUUUCAAGCAGGCGAUCUGCUCGUUACCUUUGCACAGGGAGAAUAUACAUUAUGCAUCGUCCUAUCGGUACCCUCCCAAGCACAGGUCUUGGCGCUGCUGGGAACGGGCAGGAUAAAGCCGAUUGCGAUCUCUUCGGCCACAUGGGUCCUGCCUGCGUUCGAGAAAGAUCUUCGCUUGAUAGAGACAAUCAUCAAACCCUUUGCCAAGGACAUGGAAGCUGCGCUUGAUCCGUUAGUCGCUGCAGCGUACAAAGAGGAUGAAGAUCUUUGCAUAAGCCCCGAUCCUGAAGAUCCUGACGCGGAGAACCUCGAGGCAAUGGGAUGGUGGAUACGAGGCCUCGAUCCAACCACGAGCGAUUACGACGUAGAUAUCGCGGCGUCUCUCACAGCUUCACGCAAGCUAAUACAGCGCAUUCGCCGCUUUGACAUCGAUAGCUCUCGUGCGGUCCGUGACGUCUACCAAAUGGGUGUCACAGCAUUGCCGCUCUUCGCAGACGCGCAUGACCAGAUCAAACUUGACCAAGCGCUGGGCUGGAUAAAGCUCGGAAGUGGCAAUAAGCUGUCCAUCGAUGAUAAGACUUCGCUCGCCGUGCACGUCAACCUUAGCCGGAACGUUGAUCAUGUUUUGCUUGAUCCGGUCCAACACGUACGCUCGCAAACGCAUAUUGUCGUCGAUUCGGCAUACCAAGAGGAUGCCAUGAUGAUCGCAGCGAUGGUCGAGUCCAAUCAUCCCGACAUCAAAGCCUUUGUUGACAAAGCGAGCCGGUGUGUCGAGGCUUUUGAAUCACAACGGUACGAUCCCGACAAGCCAGCGGACUCCCGAGCGCGAUCUCUUGGCAAGUGGACGGACUCUGAGAUGCGUAUACUGCGUUGCAUGAAGGAAGCGUCGGUCCAGCGAAGAUAUCUGCAAGAGAACUCGAAGCCAAUCUUGUUCUCGUCGUUGCUGCGCCAGAUCCGACCUUGGCCAGGUCAAUCGCCUCUCCCGAGUUUGGCAUCUACGCUGUCAGAUCUGCGUACAUUGCUGAGAGCACUGUUUGUUUUUGCGCCUUGGGAACACGCCUCACAAGAGCUUCUGUCGAUGAUGCAUGCUGACCUACCAGCUCUUCCCAAGCCAACAGACCUGUCGAUCGCUCCCGAUCUCUACAAAGAGGACGGUCUCUUCGCUCGGGACCUGCUCGAGCCAAUCAGAUACGAUUUCGGCGAUCAGCGUGUGCUCGUUAUUGACGAUGCGGGUGCGGAGGAGCUGGAUGAUGGAGUCUCGACAGAGCCUGGUGAGCCUACAGAGGACGGCAAGCCAACUCAAUGGAUCCAUGUGCAUAUAGCCGAUCCCACAGCUACUUUACCGCUUGGCCAUCCUCUUGCCAAAGAUGCUAUCCGUCGGUUGAGCACGAUUUACACCCAUGGCAAGAGUGCCCGAGCCAUGCUCGAUGAAGGAGUUAGCAAGGCUCAUUCACUAGAGGCAGCCAAAGAUGGCAAAUUGCCCGUCUUGACUUUCAGCGCUCGUCUUGAUGCUUCAGGUGUAUCGAUCGAGACGCUCGUACGUCCGGCGUACAUUCGCAACGUGCAGAGAUAUACGUACGCUGCUCUGGACAAACACAUCGGCACGGCUCCGUUGGAGGUCGGCCUUACGCUUCAAAUUGGCAAAGUGCAGACAAUCGAACAACGACCGGAACAGCCGGUGCUGCACGCAGAUGGCGCUAUCAUGGACGUAUUGCUUCAAUAUGGUCAGGCUGUCACGAGCUACAAAGUCAGUUGCGGAUUGACCCAGGCAACGAUCGCAAAGCCGAAGCUUGAGGUCAUCAAUGGCCACGAGCUACGUUCUCUAUGCCCGAUUGAACGCGACAUACGACCCUUUACUGGUCUGCCUUCUCUCAGGGUGACGUUCCCGCCAAACGAAUAUGAUUCGGCUUCGGGCGGCGCCGACGGCAGAUACGAUGGCGCACAGGUCAUCGCUACAUUCAUGAGUAUGGCAUGCGAAAUGGCAGGUCAAUAUCUCAGGCGUCGAUCGGUCGAAGCGAUCUACCUUUCUCGCCCGCAUGGCUAUGCACGAGACGCUUCGAUCCUGCCCGCCCUUGAUUUCAACGCGCGUCAUCCUUGUACGGGUCGUAUGCCUAUACGAGAGAUCCUGAAGACCAAACGGAUGCUGUAUUCGCUCACUUUCAAUCAGACAUCGCUGGUGCCGUCUGGCUGGCCCUUGAUGGGGAUCCCGGAUGAUUCUGCGUAUGUCCGCGUCACGUCUCCUCUCAGACGAGCUGUCGACCUCGUAUCACAUUGGCAACUGAAGCAACAGCUAGCAAAAGAUGCAAAUCUGCCAUGGCCGGAGCAAGAAGCGCCUCGGACAGAAUUCGUACAUGCUCUGCUGAUUGCUUAUGACCGGCACAGUCGAGCGGUUCGUCUAGCGCUGACGCGAUACGACACUGCGCUGUUCUUCUACGUCUUUGAGCAGGCAUGGCGCGAUCUGAAGGCGGGCAAAAGCAAGAACGAAGAACUAUCUCGGCUGCUCGACAGUCUGACAGCGAUGCCGACGCUAGAUGCUACCAGCGCCGGUGGAGACCGAAGCACGAUCACACAGAUCUUCGUGCCUGAGCUCGGCCUUUACUGCUCCCUCAAGGAAAACUUCGCGCCUUUGGCAACUCGGACGCGCACUUCGUCUGACUUGGACAGCGAUCGCUUCCCCGUGGAGAUCAGUGAAUUCGACAGGCUCUCUGACAUCCCCGUGCUGACUAUGUCGAAGCUGAAGGAUAGGCCGAAGCCUGCAAGUCCAUCGACGACGACCGAAGCUAUCGAGAGCAAUGGCGAAGCUAAGAACCCGAAGCAGCUCGCUGCAGCUGCGGAGAUCAGCUUGCCGUCCCAGUCGACCUCUCCCAAGACUGGCCGUUCCUCAUCGAUACAAUUCGUUCCGCUGAGUAUACCCAGAGCUCGGCGACUGCAGACGGCCGCUGUCGUCGGAUGGGGCGUCUCACUGCCGUUUGCUCUGUUUCUGUUCUUCAUGCUAUGCUCGAUACCGCCUUUCUGGCCGAUCAUCAUCGUCUAUCUCAUCUGGGCACUCGGGUUCGACACUGCACAAGACAAUGGCGGAAGGCCAAGUGCUUGGCUGAGAGGACACCAGUUCUUCAAGCUAUUUGCAGGCUACUACCCCGUCAGCCUUAUCAAAACAACCGAAUUGCCCGCUGAGCGGACAUACCUCUUUGGCUAUCAUCCCCAUGGAAUCAUCGGCAUCGGCGCAGUCUCCAACUUUGGCUCAGAUGCUACGAACUUCUCAAAGAUCUUCCCGGGCAUCAAGCCGCAUCUGAUGACACUGUCGAGCAACUUCCAGAUCCCACUCUAUCGCGAGUUUCUCAUGGCGAUGGGCAUCUGCAGUGUGAGCUACAAGUCCUGCUCGCAUAUCCUCAGACAGGGCCCCGGCUCAUCGCUCACGAUCGUUGUUGGCGGCGCGACGGAGUCACUGUCAGCUCAUCCCGGCACAAACGAUCUCACACUGAAGAAAAGAUUGGGUUUCAUCAAGCUCGCUAUCAGAGAGGGUGCAGAUCUUGUACCCGUCUUUUCUUUUGGAGAGAAUGAUAUCUUCGAUCAAUUAGCGAACGAAAAGGGCACGAGGCUAUACACGCUGCAGAAAAAGUUCCAAUCUGUCUUUGGCUUCACGCUUCCCAUCGUACACGGGCGAGGCGUCUUCAAUUACAACCUGGGGCUUCUACCAUUCCGACAUCCUAUCACGAGCGUCGUCGGUCGACCCGUCAAGGUCACCCAAAACGCAAAGCCAUCUAUCGAAGAAUUGUAUGAGGUGCAAGGGCGAUAUAUCGAAGAGCUCACCAGGAUCUGGGAUGACUACAAGGACAUCUACGCGCCUCAUCGCAAGCGGGAGCUCAGUAUUGUAAGCUGAACGCUAGCAAGACACGGUUUGUACAACACACACUAGCUAAAAGCACAAUCUGUCUCGUGAUCAUGUCGUCAUCCUGAGAGCGAGUACAAUGAAGUGUCAGACGUAAUGCUGACGAGCAUGUCCCGUCGGCGCAAACUCGACAAUCGCAAAGUGAUUGCCAAUGUUUAGCGCAGCAUGAACGUGUGCAGCGCCCUCGUCGACGCGUGAGCCGGAUUCGGGCUGCUGCGUCGAUAAACUUGCCUGAGCGUUGU
Messenger RNA from Mixia osmundae IAM 14324, 4611 nucleotides. RefSeq lists its product as uncharacterized. Gene Ontology annotation, molecular function: RNA binding; RNA nuclease activity; diacylglycerol O-acyltransferase activity. Gene Ontology annotation, cellular component: endoplasmic reticulum membrane. The transcript has 12 exons. Gene Ontology annotation, biological process: triglyceride biosynthetic process. The record is from RefSeq and is a predicted model, not a curated record. The coding region runs from base 50 to 4360 and encodes 1436 amino acids. NCBI's taxonomy places the organism in Eukaryota, Fungi, Basidiomycota, Mixiomycetes, Mixiales, Mixiaceae.